GGAAUCAGUCAGUAAUAGUGCCUGAUGUACGAGACAAGUCCUAUCAUGACCUGCUUGCUUUAGGAGUGAGUUAACCUUAAAUCAAUGCAUUAACUGGAAUCUCACUGUGACAUUUCACAGAGGACCGUACAUGUGCAGCAGACAAAUUACACAAAAUGUUUGGUAUAGACUUGGGCUCUAGUUAUAUCAGAAUGGCAUACUUAAAAAACAAACAAGCCGAGAUAGUUCAUGUCUCAUUUAAUCCUCCCAUUGGUAGUGGGUUAGUAUACUUCAGUGGCACCAGUAUCCACAUCGGGGAUGACAUCACCGCAGAUAUAUUCAAUAGAAAAAAUCAUGAGACGUUUGGAGUUAUGAGGCUUAUUGGACGACACUACGACACAUCAGUACAACGUUUUUCAGCAUACUUGCCCUACACUGUGCUCAACGUGGAUGGCCUUCCUAUGAUAGGGUGCACUCAUCAAGGAAUCAAAAAGAUGAUAAGCCCUGAACAUGUUUUAUGUUACAUCUUGAAAGUUUUGAAUCUAAAGGCUUUGACCCUGGUAGGACCAACGGAGUCACCCACUUUCGUGGUUUCUGUUCCCGGCUCCUGCAGUUACGCCCACAGGCGAGCUGUGAUCACUGCUGCAACCAGGGUCAGAAUGCGGCUCAACACAAUUGUCAACGAUACUACUGCUACUGCCAUCUACAAGAUGGAUGCAGAGUCCUGGCCUCGUAAUGUUCAGAAAUCGUGUGCCAUAAUCAACCUGGGCGGAAACUCAGUCACAGUGACAGUAGCAAGCCUUUCAAAGUGUAUAAUAACAGUUCUGGCCACGACUGGAGCCAGCUAUGUGGGGGGUCACGAUUACGAAGUUAUUUUAAUAGAACACUUAAAAGGUAAAUUUGAGGAACAAAAUAACCGCCCAAUGACCGAACACGAAGAGCGUCAGUUAAUAGAAGAAUGCUCUCGGAGACCCGUACUGGAGCUACUGGACACUACAUACACUGACAGUUUACCUACAAGCAGCACAGAUGCAGCAGAGUCAUUUAUCUUCAUUCAAUCUGAAGAUUCAUUUAAAUGGAUGACAAGUGUAGACGAUCUUAUAAAACAGUGUAUGGCAGAGUCACGUUUCCGUCCGAGAGGCUCAGGUACAAAUAUAAUCGACAAAAUCGUCCUUACUGGGAGUUGGGGCUUAUGGAAAAAGUUAAUGUACCACAUAUCAGAAUAUUUUGGGUGCAAGGGUACCAACGCCCGAUUCGCAAGUAAGUCCCAUGACAGGACCAUGGUCGCAAGAGGUGCAGCUUUGUUGGUGAUGUAUCAGGAGUGUAAGGUUGAUUUCAAGUUAAUUGAGCUGACCUCAAAACUUACUGUAAAGAAUCCAAAAGACAUUGAGACUGUGGUGAUUGCAGCGCAAACACCGAUCCCGAUAGAGAGAACCGUUUAUUUUGUCGUGGGUGCCAGAUGUAUAGAAAAUUACGUUUUGUUCCGAGUGUUUGAACACCCUAGAAACAAAUCAGAACGUAGCAUCUGUUUGGGUGGAGUUUCGCUGAUACAUCCUUGUUCCAAAUUGACUAUAUGUCACGUCAAAGUAACCUUUAAUAUUAGAGAGGAUUACCGCUUUAUUGUCACAGUAACAGAUGAGAUCCAUAACCUACAAAGGGAGGUUGUUAUUUCCGAGGACACUGGAGAUGACAUUACCAUAAAUCAUGACAACAUGUCAAAUAUAAAUGAAAUCUCGGAAGAAAUGUACAGGAAGAAUCUACAAUUACAGAAUCGUUUCAAAACCCCUGCGAUACCCCCUACCUUACCUAAGUCACAAAGUCCAACCAAGAAAGCCGAAGAUAAAUCAAAACUUCCAGAUCCUGUAAGAGCGAUUCCAUUACAUCAUUAUGAAGAGGGAAUAUUUCUCAAGCGAACUAAAUGCAAAACAGAGUGUAAGUGUGAAAGAUGUGCCACACCUGAAACAUCAACAACUACUUCUCAACCUCCAGCAGAAGCUCAGCACUCAGAGAAACCAGUUUCGAUGGUUAAUCUUACUACCCACCCAUCAGAACAAUAUGUCGCUACGACCCUUCAAUUAUCACCACUAACGUCCGAAUACUCUGCACCAACUAAACACCCAAAGUCACCUGUUCGGAUGAUAGAUCUUACAUCACCUCCACGUCAACAGAAUUUUCCCCGCACAAUUGCUGAUUUAUUAAAGAAUUUGCAGCGUUCUCCAACGGCUAAAUCCACUGCACGAUCUCAACUACCCGAGCAACCUGUACGGACCAUUGAUCUUACAUCACCUCCACCUCAACAGAAUGUUCCCGCAAAUCCCGCAUUAUACACUGGUCAAGGACCUUCUACUUCUUCACAGCCUAAUCCUCCAGACGUGCUAGGGCAUUGGGCAGGGGUGAGAGUAUUAGAAAAACCAAAGAGAAAUCAAGGUCCGAAAGGGAAGAGUGGACAAUCCCAACGAAACGUGGUGAGAAUAAUUGUCCCGUCUACUUUACCCAAAGAACACGUCGAUGAAGAUGAUAGACCGCCACUCUCGUAUGAACCAGCCGUUAUCGAAAUUUCUAAGUCAACACCACGAAAAAAGCCUAAUAUUCCUCCCACGUCCAGACAACCCAACGUAACCUUUGUUCUUCGUACGGAGAGUGGUCCUAAGCUUGGUCCUGGCUCACAUACCGCACCGCCUAGUACUACGAAUCAGGAAAUAACCCUUCCUAUCGCCAACCCCGACAAUGAAUUUCCAAGCCUUACCCAGAUGUUGGAAGAUUACGCUGUUGAGGACAUCUUGCCAACAAACCCAGAACAUCCUACCACUACGCCUGCAGCGUCCGAAUACAAUGUGGAGGACAAUGAAUGGACGGAAUUAGAGCCCACAUUUACAUCAGAAGUGAGCCAAGUGACAGGAGUAGGAGCUGCUGUUGCCGGAUUAUCUACAUUAUCCACGGGUAUUUACUCCCAACCUGUCCAGUUGUCUGCUGGUAAGACGUGGCCGCCAGAGCAAGAGGCGGUUGGAUCCCUUCCAUCUUAUACAUUUACUGCAGCGUCCGAACACAAUGUGGAGGACAAUGACUGGAUGGAAUUAGAGCCCACAUUUACAUCAGAAGGAAACCAAGCGACGGCUGCUGCUACUGGAUUUUCCACCCCAUCCACGGAUAUUUACUCUCAGCCUGUCCAGGUGUCCGCUGCGUCCGAAUACAAUGUGGAGGACAAUGAAUGGACGGAAUUAGAGCCCACAUUUACAUCAGAAGUGAGCCAAGUGACAGGAGUAGGAGCUGCUGCUGCCGGAUUAUCUACACCAUCCACGCAUAUUUACUCCCAACCUGUCCAGGUGUCUGCUGGUAAGACGUGGCCGCCAGAGCAAGAGGCGAUUGGAUCACUUUUAUCUUAUACGUCCACUGCAGUGUCCCAGUGCAAUGUGGAGGACAGACAAUGGAGGGGAGAAGAGGCCAGAUUUAUAUCACAAGGAGUUCAAGUGACAGGAAUAGAGGCUGCUGCUUCUGGUUAUCCUUCAUCAUCCAUGCAUAUUUACUCUCAACCUGUCCAGGUGUCCGCUGGUAAUACGUGGCCUCAAGAGCAAGAGGCGGUUGGAUCACUUUCAUCUUCUAUGUAUAAUGCAGUAUAUCCGCUUUUAGUGUCCCAAUACAAUGUUGAGGACAACCAAUGGAGGGAAGAAGAGCCCAGAUACAUAUCAGAAGGAAGCCAAGUGACAGGAUCAGGGGCCGUUUCUGGCGAAUUAUCUACACCAUCUACGUAUAUUCAGUCCCGUCUUGGCCAGGUGUCCACUGGUAGGACAUGGCAGCUAGAGCAAGAGGCGAUUGGAUCCUUUUCAUCCUAUACAUCCACUGCAGUGUCUGAAUGCAGUACGGAAGACCCCAUAUGGAGCACAUAUGGGCCCGGAUUUAUGACGGAAGUAACCCAAAGUGCAGGACAAGAAGCGGUGGCUGGUGGAUCAUCCACAUCAUCUACUUUUGUUCAUUCCGACCCUUGCCAGUUGUCUGUGGGUAAGAUGUGUCCAUCGAGACAAGAGGCAAUUGGGUUACUUUCAUUAAAUUUACCUACUGCAGGAAUCCAGUAUAGUGGUCCCGGAUCAGGCAGAUCAUCCACGUAUGUUCCUUCCCACUCUGGGUCAGUUGGUAAAACGUUGUCACCACUGGAAGAGGAAAUUGGAUCACUUUCACCUUAUUUAAGUACUGCAGAGUCCCAAUACGAUUCGGAGGACCUGCUAUUGAGGCCUGAUGAACUCAGAUCUAUGUCAGAAGGAAUUCAAAUUACAGGAAUGGAAGCCAUGGCUGGAGGAUCAUCUGCAUCAUCCACGUUUGCUUACUCCUACCCUAGCCAGGUGUCUGGUGGAAAGACGUGCAUACCCCCAGAGGCAACAGGGUUACACUCAUCUUCCUUGUCUGAUGAUUAUUAUCCUCCUUUAGUGUCUCACGAAGACACGAGAUGGAUGGCAGAUGAGGCCGGAGUUAUGGCACAAGGAAGCCAGAUUACAGAACAAGGUGCCGUUUCUGUCGGUUCAUCAACAUCGUCCACAUUUGUUCAUUCCCAUUCUGGAGUUGAUACAUUUGAUGAGAUUGCAUUAUUAGGACAGGAAAUUGGAUCACUUACACCUUUCUUAUCCAAUACAGGAGAUCAGGACAUCGAACAAGAAGCUGAGCCAAACAUACCAGGAGCUCAUGUGUACGUGCCAGGAGGAAAGUACAAGUCUUUUCCAAAAAGGACAUGCAAUAGUUCCUCUAGAUCCUCGUUGGAUUCUUUAGAUGAUGUUGGUCCAUAUCAUCCCCUUCCCCAUAAAAUUGAAGAACGUGCUCAGAAACCAACUCUUCGCAGAAGUAGACCCCCAAAGAAGCUCAAGACUUCAGGAAAGGAAAUGGAAGGAAAACCUUUUAUAUCGCCGUAUUUCCACCGCCCUGGCCAGAAGCCUACUGACAAACAAGGAGUGGAUAGUUCUCCGGAAAGUGAUUAGUCUGCUCGUCCUGUUCCAUACGAACUAGAGACAAGGAGUUCAGAAGAGCAUGUUCCUAAAAGAUCCAGGAAUAAAUAGGACCACCUGUGUCUGCUGGACAUAAGCUAUGAAAUAGAGUGACUUCUUCCUUCCAAUGUUUUAAGUUCCUAAGAACCAGAGUCAUUAAUGAUAGAAUUGAAAUAAUACUCCUAUAGAUUUAAAAAGUAAUUAUUUUAUAACCUUUAAUAGUUAAAACCAAAUUACUGAAGAGAGUUUACAUAACAAUACUAAACACGCCACUUCAUUUUGCAUGUCCAUAUGUGAUUAUUCGGAAACAGUUAUUUUAGUAAAUGUAUGUUUAUGUUCUUAGCGCCAUUUACUAAAGUUAAUAAUGUUACUCAUAAGCAUCAAAGAAAAAAUUGCAUGUUUUUAAAUUAUACUUCUUGUGUUGUUAUUCCAUAUUUAUUAAUACAUUUCAUGUUAAAGUUAAAAAAAGAUUAUAGAUAUUGUGCUGUACAAUUUUGAAGUUUAAAGAUAUGGUGUUUUGUGACGAAAUGUAAUGUUAAAGUUGGAUAAAUUAUGUUUA
Messenger RNA from Homalodisca vitripennis (glassy-winged sharpshooter), 5505 nucleotides. RefSeq lists its product as uncharacterized. Lineage: Eukaryota; Metazoa; Arthropoda; Insecta; Hemiptera; Cicadellidae. The transcript has 26 exons. The record is from RefSeq and is a predicted model, not a curated record. Gene Ontology annotation, molecular function: ATP hydrolysis activity; ATP-dependent protein folding chaperone; heat shock protein binding. Gene Ontology annotation, biological process: protein refolding; cellular response to unfolded protein. Gene Ontology annotation, cellular component: cytoplasm. The coding region runs from base 156 to 4940 and encodes 1594 amino acids.